CGACGCGCUCGCUUACGGCAUCUCCUUUGUCCGAUUGCUCACGUUCUUUCGCGCGUAUUUGCUACGCGACGCCGGCGGCAGAUCCCUGUCCCGAUCCUGAAAAAGCAAUUGAUAGGCAGCGUACAAAGGCAACGGCCGUACAACCCUGGGGGCCCGUCGGGGUGUUUUUGUGCACGCGCCGAACCUUCGAGCACGUGAGCGCGCCAAGAUACAGUUUUCGCCGUGAUCGCCAAGCGCCCACCGGAUGCAAUGCGUCCAUGCUCGAACGCAGCGCUCCAGACUGUCUGCGUACUCAUCUUUCUGUUAAUGACGCCAACGACUGUUGAAGGCGAUAGACAACAGAGGCAACGCUCUACAGCACAGGGCAGGGGUCCAUGGGAGAUCACAGAAGUAAAAUCAUGCACUCGUGAACGCUGCAUAUACAGCUGCGCAAUGUUAAAAAAUUUCGACGAGGAAGCUGUCGAAGAUGCGCACUGCGAAGGUUCCCAGUGUGUUUGCAAGUACAAAAGAGCGUGCAACGUGUCGGACUGCUAUCAAAAAUGCGCGCGCGAGAAAUUUGUGAAACUGUUCAAGAAAAGCGCCUGCUUCAUGAGAGAAUGCUUCUGCCUCUUCGAAGACCGAUGCGAGAAGCGCAGUUGCGCCGAAGGUUGCCCAGGGAAGCGCCGGCUGGACGAUGGCGUAAAAGGUGUCUGCAUCGGAAGCGGGUGCAGCUGCAGAUGGGCCUGAAAUCACAUGGUGGUUGGUCAGCCAAGCGCACAACGCCAACGGCAGCACGGGUUAAAGGGCUUCCGCGUACAUAAAGUGUUAAAAAAGAAAACACUGUUUCUACGAGCGCUUAUCAGAACAAGUCUAUGUAAUCGUCAAUAAAGCUUCGGCAUCGUUAAG
This is a messenger RNA of Dermacentor silvarum, 885 nucleotides long. RefSeq lists its product as uncharacterized. The transcript has 5 exons. Lineage: Eukaryota; Metazoa; Arthropoda; Arachnida; Ixodida; Ixodidae. The record is from RefSeq and is a predicted model, not a curated record. The coding region runs from base 250 to 726 and encodes 158 amino acids.